This is a messenger RNA of Toxorhynchites rutilus septentrionalis, 7108 nucleotides long. RefSeq names its product rho GTPase-activating protein Graf (gene Graf). The record is from RefSeq and is a predicted model, not a curated record. The transcript has 15 exons. Gene Ontology annotation, biological process: signal transduction. NCBI's taxonomy places the organism in Eukaryota, Metazoa, Arthropoda, Insecta, Diptera, Culicidae. Bases 1476 to 4337 code for a protein of 953 amino acids. Gene Ontology annotation, molecular function: GTPase activator activity; protein binding. Gene Ontology annotation, cellular component: cytoplasm.
GGAUGAGUGCGCGAGUGUUUUCUGUUUUGCUCCGCACUUGGCUGGCGUACGUGCAUUGUGUGCGUGUGUGUGAUGUUUUUUAUCUGCUGUUCGCAUUGAUAUUCCUCAGUGUAUAUCUAGGAAGAGAAUUGUAAAGCAAAAAAAAGUGCUUCCAGUGGUUGGUGCAAUGUUUUCACUAAAUUUGCCAUCCUAACGAUGGGUACAUAGACUUCUGUCGCGUCCUUGUGGAACAUCGGAUUGCAAGGUGUCAAAUUGUGCAAAUUAUAGCCGGAUUGGAUGCCGUGCUAGUGGUGGAAACUGGUUUACAAAAAUUGAGUGAUAUGAUUUGCGUGUAUGAAUCAUAACAAAAGUGGUAGAAAAAUUCCAUCGGGGUGUGUGAAUACCUAUCGGAGGCUGCCUGUUGAGUUUCUUUUUCUUCUGUGCUAAUGCUGUUUUUAUUAUUGCUUUUGCCUGGUGCUGAUUUGUAUGAUGAUGGUUUUGAAGUGAUCGGAAGGAAGAGGAGCCUUCCCGCGAGUGUUGCCAGGCUUGGUAAAGCUUGUGUCGUGGAGUUUAAAUGCUUUUUACGGGUAUUGCCGAGGUCAUCACGUUUGUGCAUACCGAUACAUAUUGCCCUCCUGCGUACGUGCAUUCAAAGUAGCUUUUCAGGACAAGUGUUGAAAUCCAUUUCAGCAAUAGGCAGCGCGUAUGCAAUAUAGAGAAUGAUCGAUAUGCGACUUCGUGCUUAAAAUGUGUAUGGUGAUAAGCUUGGUUGCCUGGUAGCGAGAAUUGUAUUUGAAAUUAGGAUGGAAGUUAUAUUCAAUAUUUGUCGAAAACGAGCCGUUUUCGAGACAAGCCUGAUAGCAAUUUUAUUGGUUUACAAUUAAAGUGUUGUCAAUGAACAAACUAAAGAUAUUUCAGAAAUAAUCUGUGUCAUGAUUUCUAUACGGUGUUCAAAAUAUGUGACAGUGUAUUGAUAAAUACGAAUUCCCGUAUGGUUGUCCAAAUAUUUGUUUAUAUAUAAUGGUGAUAUCGAUAAGGUUUGGUAGAUUGAUUACAGAACGCAAACUAAUUACUUCUACCGUCGCAUGUCUUAUCUGGCACCACUGGAAAGUUAUCACUGGGCAAAGAAAUGAUAGCUGAAACCGUUGCGAUUGCUUUUACUUUCAGUAAUCAUCGAUGAUGUACAGUUUGUGUGCUGGAUAGUUUUGAGCAAAAACUCAAAUAUAGACAAAAAGAUUGAAAUGCAUUGUGAGAAUGAUUUGGUGUCCUUCACAACGAAUGCCGAUACGAUAGGAUGUAGCAGAGUGAUGGUGUGAAUAAAAUCAGAAGAAUAUUGCAAGAUAAGAUAAGCACCAUUUGUCCGGUUAUCAUUGUAAUCAUCAUCAUCAUCAUUAUCGUUGUUUGAGGUUUGCAACAAGAAGGUGUGAUGGAUGUGUAGAUAGGUGGUGAUAAAGUGUCCGUGUGAGCGAAAGAAUACGCAAAGAAACGUCAAAACCAUGGUGAUAGGAAAACUGCAACCUCUGGAAUUUACGGACUGUCUGCUGGAUAGUCCGGAAUUCCGGGAGAAUUUGAAUCAGCACGAGAAGGAAUUGGAGAAGACUAGUCAACAGAUAAAACGGAUUAUAAAAGAGGUGAAGGAUCUUCUAGCUGCUGCUAAAAAUCUCUCCCGAGCACAGCGGACUUUAUCCAAAAGUCUAAAUGAAUUCAAUUUCGAGUGCAUCGGUUCAACGCAAACCGACGACGAACAGGUGAUAGCGGAUAGUCUUAAGCAGUUUGGUAAGCUUAUAUCAGCGAUAGAGGAGGAGCGUGAUAACAUGCUGGACCGAGCACACGAUCAAAUCGUGGGACCACUGGAAGAGUUUCGUAAGUGUCAUAUCGGAGGCGUGAAGGAGAAUAAAAAAAAGUACGACAAAAAAACUGCCAAAUUUUGCCAGGCACAAGAAAGGUUCCUCAACAUGUCCUCCAAGAAGCCAGGAGCUGCAGUGGUGGAGGCCGAUGCGUCAUUAGGAAUGCUAGAGAGAGAAUAUCUGCAGGAAUCCCUUAGUUAUGUUCUUGGAAUACAAGAAGUGCAGGAAAGGAUAAAGUUCGAGUUUGUUGAAAUUAUUUUAAGAUUCAUAUCCGACUGGUUGGUGUUUUACCAUCUCGGUCAUGAAGUAGCGGAAGAUGCCAAAGACUAUCUAUCAGAUCUCCAACUCAAAGUGCAGAAGACUAGAGAAAAUUUUGAUGAAACUCGACAGAAAGCGCAGGAGCUAAAACACAGAUACAUGGAGAGUAAAAUGAAACCAGAGAGCGAAUAUACCAAACAGGGUUAUCUGUUUCUCAUGGAAAAAAAAGCAUUCACUGCAACAUGGUCCAAAUACUAUUGUACCUACAAAAAGCAAAGCAAACAAUUCUCCAUGUUGCAAUUCAACCAAAUGUCAGGGCGAUCGCAAUCGUCAACCGAUGUUUUGACGCUGGCUUCAUGCACACGGCGGCUUUCAGAGUUCGAGAAACGUUACUGUUUCGAUUUGAUUUUUGAAGAGCGACCAGCGAUCACGUAUACAUUUCAGGCACUAAGCGAGGAAGAUCGCAAAGCUUGGCUGAAUGCAAUGGAUGGCAAAGAACCGACAUAUUUGGCCCCAUCGACAAACCACAAUGAAGAUGGCAAUCUGGAUGAUGUUGGAUUUGCAUUUGUACGCAAAUGCAUUGAGGUGUUGGAGCGACGGGGGCUAGAAGAAGAGGGUCUUUAUCGUAUCGGUGGUGUGAGUACAAAGAUAACAAAGUUACUGAAUAUGGGACUAGAUAGAAAAAAGACUGAGAAAGAUAGAUUGAUGUUUUUCAAUGACGAGCAAAGCUCCGAUGUGUUAGAAAGUAAGACGAUAGCAAGUGCAUUAAAGCAGUAUCUAAGGCAUCUGAAUGAACCGUUGAUGACAUUUCGGUAUCAUCAUUCGUUUAUAACAUCUGCAAAACAAGAGACAAGGCAACAGCGGAUAAAUGACGUCCAUCAGCUGAUACACAGACUACCUAAAAGUCACUUCGAUAUGCUUGACAUUGUUAUCAGGCAUUUAAAAUCUGUUUCCCUUAAGUCGGACAAGAACAAAAUGUCUGUGUUCAACCUAGGUGUAGUAUUCGGACCAACAUUGCUGCGUGCGGCUGAGGAAACUGUUGCUGCCAUAUUAGAUAUCAAAUUCAACAAUGUUGUGAUAGAGAUUCUUAUCGAGAACUAUGAAAAGAUUUUCAAAUCUCAACCCGGCAAAAAUGAAUACUUAUCGCACACAAAUACUAGCCCACCGUUAGCAUUCCAACGAUCGUACGCUGGCGUCGGUGGCGGAGGAAACUGCGGUGGUGUGGGUGGCGUAAGUGGUGUUGGAAUCCUUGGGGGAGGUUAUGCCAAAGAUCGCAAUUCAACAUACUCUCAACCCGUGGUGCGGGUUGUUGCAAAGUCAAAUUAUACCGAACCAGUUAUGUCCUCCAGCUUGCAGAAUAUCUCCAAUGGCCUAUCUAUGUACACAAAAGGAACGAAUCACUAUCCCACCUAUGAAGCUAAACCAAAAAUAAUAUCAUCAAUUAAUAGUUCAACGCCGUCGUUGUUACGGGACACCACACUUUCGCCACGGGAAAUCAGUAUAGAUACUCGAGAAACUACUUACCUGAAGUCCGCGCCAUCGACAAUUACAAUUAACAGCCAUAAUAGCCCUCCUCCAAACCAUAACCAUCAUAUCGUACGACCAGAUGGCGGCAGCGGAGGUAAUCAAAUAUAUCAAAGCUCCUAUCAGAGUCAUCUUUUACAUAAUCGAGGUGAUCCUCCUGCAAUGAUCCGGGGUGGAAGCGCUGGAUCGGAAAGUAUUUAUGGCACCACAACAACAAUGCACAAAUUAGGGCAUUCCAAUCCAAUGACGAGUAGUGAAUCCAAUCUAACCAACACGAGGAAAGAACUUUCCAUAUAUGAUCGGAUAAACUCUACCAGUAGUUCGAAUGAGUCGGUGUGUUCGUCAUCUAGUCGUGAUCUAAACCAUUCAUACGGGAGCAGUAGGGUGAUGCCUGGCUGGGACUAUGGAACCGGAAAUGGUAGUAUAGGAAUCGUGAGUAGUGCGCUGAGUAAAUUCUCAAUUCGGGACGAUGCUAGUCAAAGUUAUAUCCCGAAGAAAACCCAACGCAUGAAAGGUCUAACACGUCACACAAAGUUGGUAACACCCCGAGACAAUUUGCGGGUUAGGACCCUCUAUGCUUGCCUGGCCGAGAAUGAUGGCGAGCUAUCGUUCGAACCAAAUCAAAUCAUUACCAAUGUAAAACGUUCCAAUGAACCUGGAUGGCUCGAAGGCACUCUAAACGGCAAGUCUGGACUUAUACCAGAAAACUACGUAGAAGUAUUAAAAUAACGCAAACGGUAGCAAUGUAUGGCGAAACCACCAAAAAACGAUAAAAUCGGCCUGGAACAAUAGAAACUAGAUGGGUCUCUCGCACACAACAUACAAUGUAUUGUGUAGUUUAUCAAUUGCUGUUUACCGGAAUCCAGAUGGUAUGUUUUAGUCGAUAAGAUUUAGUGAACACACAGCCUGGUAUUUUAACAAAAGACAGCUAAUUGUCCGAUACCGGAGCGUCAUGUUUGUCAUUCAAACGAAAUAAACACAAAAAACCUUAUGUAUUUUUUCGAGAAGUCUUUCUUAUCGCUUAUUUCCUUUUCGAAGAUUUAUUUUAUACAAGUAUAUAAAUGUAACAGAAAUAUAAUUAUGGUAAGGGAACCGAAACCCGGUUAAGAAAGAUAAGGAUUGAAAAAAACUUUACUCUUAUACACCUUCGUGCAACAAUUUAUAUACACAAAUAAAAUGAAAGAUGGAAAAGGCUGUAAACCAAAAUCUUAUAUUGGCACAAUGAUUACUGUUCGCUAACAUUCAAUUGAUUUUAACGCUGUAAGUAAACAUUAGAGUAGAUGGCCUAUAAUUUUCAUAUCAACCAACAUUAACGUAACAUCAAUCGUCAAAUUCAGACAAAAGAGACUAAAAGGAUGUUGUCUCUAUGCUUGACAGCAAACGGAACCGUGAACGGCGACCUUAUACAAAUAUAGACAGAAUGAAUGAAAUAAUUUCGACUACAAGAGAGCUCAAUGCUAAGCCCAGCUGCAGUAUAUAUUAUCUGUCACUAGAGUAAACGUAAUAAACAAGACAUGAAAAUAAUAAUGUCAAAACAACAGAUGCAUAACACCAAUAGAUGUGGAAUAUCAUACUUCUUCAUUAGUGUUGAUAAAUUCUAAACUAAACUCAAAAAUGCACAUGGGGUGAUGCUCGUACAACGGAUUGAUUAACAGCAUAAUAGACGUUCAAAAUCAUUCAGACAUAUAUUACAAAAUGACAUUCAACAUCGAACAUAAUGUUUUAGCCUCUAUAAAAAGAGCUUCUUACCGUCCAAAACCAUGCAAAUAAUUAUAAUUUUGUUUAUUUCACGAUUCCAUGAAACAAUUUUAGAAUGGAUUGGUGUUUUUUUUCCUCCUGUGCACUGCCAGAAUCUAUUGAUUAAAAUUUAUUGAAAUUCUUAAAUUUUAAAUUCUCGCAGCUUUUAAGUAUCAUAUUCUUCGUAAAUAUCGUCCUUUAACACAUUCUUGGCAGAAGUACGCCUGACUAGUGAAGACCGUAACGGCAUAUCAAUUGAGAUUAGUUCGUUUGAUUGACAUUAAAGUUAUCAUUCAAAGAAUUGAACCUCCGUGUACGCAAUCAUCGUUUUGUACAAUACAUUGCAAACACAAACAAAAGGACAAGGCACCUUCGAAAUCUGUGUAGUAUAUGAACAUUUAUCUUGAUGAAAUUCGUUUCAGAUUCUGAAGACUAAUCAUAACUAGAACAUAUGAAACACAUGGAAAACAAUGACACCAGAAAGAAUAAACUUAUAGAUAUAAGUUUAGUGUAAUUAGUGUAUCAAAGGAAUUAUUACAAAAUAACUAAAGCUAGGAAAGAAAUAAGAUAGGAAGAACAUUCAUACCAACUGCAACAAAGUAAAUCAAUCAACACUAUCGAUUGUCGGAGUUAUUUGUUUUUCAGAGAAGGUGAUAAUCAAAUGAGUGGGUACUAAAUUUAUCUUAGAUUUUUGUACAUAUUGUAUAUUAUAUAUCGCUGUGAAUUUUCCACUCUAGAAGAAAUUACUUCUAAAUUUCUUUUCUGAAAUGAGUUGCCAUAUUAACGUACAAAAAUAACACAACUAUCAACGCAAAAUUACCUUGUUUGUAGAAUAAUAGAAAAUAACUUUUUUUUUUGCAACACGGAUGGAUGUUGUUUGUCUAUCCUCCACCAGAUGGCCACCUUCGAUGAGUUGUAUCUUUGUCCUGUAAUGAUUAGCUGUUUUCCUUCAUUCCUUCGUUUCCUUAUCAUUCCUUUAUACAGACUUCUUCUCAUUCGGGCUAUUUGAUAAUAAUUCACAUGUAUUCCGAUUUCCAACCGAUGAAACCCACAGAGAACUAAACAACACAUUCCCUUUAUUUAUUCAAGCAGUAUCUUGAAACUUUAGUCUCUCUGUUGAAUGAAUUAUUCCUCAUUUUUUGCGGGACAAUAGAGGAGAAGACCUUCUCGUCAUAAAGAGAGAAAGCAGAAAUCUGUGAUAUCAUCACAUCAAACGGAGAAACGGUCUUAUUUGAUUUUUGCUGAAAACCCUACCCUCCUAUGUUUCUAUCGUUGAAUUGUUUUAUACUGUAUAAAAAUAAUUUCAGUUAGUGUGUUUGCGUUAUUAAUAUUUGUUGAUGUUUUUUUGAAAAAAAAUUCCAAAUGAUUUUAGUUUUCAAACAAAAUACGCGAUGAGACAAAUUAAGAUAGUAGAAAAUAACAGAUAAUUUUACUUUGCCUUCAGAGUGGAACAUUAUGGGCAUAGCCAAGUAUUAUGCUGUAAAGAACACUUCGCGUUAGGGAACAAGUAAAUGUUUGAUUUGAAUGUAAUUUAGAGUGCUGAAAGUGAAUUUAUUGUGAAUAACGUUUUAAACAAUAGAAUUCAACGAUAUAUUGUUAUUUAAUUUUAUGCUUUUUAUAGUCAGUUGUAAAAUAUCGGAAGUUUAGAAACAGAAGACCGCAAUGAAAACUUGCGAAUUAUUUUAUUUAUACACAAGCUUCGAUGAAUGAUGGCUAGAUGAGAUAAGGUGCAGUUAAAAAGAGAAACAAAAUCAGUAAUAUAA